GUCCAGCUCGCCCCACCAAGGGAUCGACAUGGUGGCCACCUGCCUGCACCUGGCUGGAGUUGUCUGCAGUUUUGUAGGGUGGAUCGGGGUGAUUGUGGCAACGUCCACCAACGACUGGGUGGUAACUUGCGGCUACACCAUUACCACCUGCAGGAAAAUGGAUGAGCUGGGAUCCAAGGGGCUGUGGGCAGACUGUGUCAUGGCCACGGGGCUCUACCACUGCAAGCCCCUCGUGGACAUCCUCAUACUGCCAGGAUACGUUCAGGCAUGUCGAGCUCUGAUGAUCGCCGCCUCCGUCCUGGGUCUCCCUGCUAUCUUCUUGCUGAUAACGGUCUUGCCCUGCAUCCGGAUGGGUCACGAGCCUGGAGCUGCCAAAUACCGGCGGUCCCAGCUGGGAGGGAUCCUCAUCAUCCUCCUGGCCAUGUGCGGUGUGGUUGCCACCAUCUGGUUUCCCGUCUGCGCCCACCGCGAGACCACCAUCAUGAGCUUUGGCUACUCCCUCUACACGGGCUGGAUCGGCUCUGCCCUCUGCCUCUUUGGCGGCUGCGUCAUCGUCUGCUGCUCAGGAGAUGCCCAGACGUUCGGUGAGAACCGUUUCUACUACGCCUCGGGAUCCAGCUCCCCCACCCACGCGAAGAGCGCCCACGUGUAG
Molecule: messenger RNA, 652 nt
Organism: Chaetura pelagica (chimney swift)
Lineage: Eukaryota; Metazoa; Chordata; Aves; Apodiformes; Apodidae
Gene: CLDN11
Product: claudin 11
Exons: 3
Coding region: 29-652 (207 amino acids)
Biological process (GO): bicellular tight junction assembly; cell adhesion
Cellular component (GO): bicellular tight junction; plasma membrane
Molecular function (GO): structural molecule activity
Source: RefSeq, a predicted model, not a curated record